Molecule: messenger RNA, 2423 nt
Organism: Juglans microcarpa x Juglans regia
Lineage: Eukaryota; Viridiplantae; Streptophyta; Magnoliopsida; Fagales; Juglandaceae
Product: cellulose synthase-like protein E6
Exons: 8
Coding region: 85-2334 (749 amino acids)
Biological process (GO): cellulose biosynthetic process; plant-type primary cell wall biogenesis
Cellular component (GO): plasma membrane; trans-Golgi network
Molecular function (GO): mannan synthase activity; cellulose synthase (UDP-forming) activity
Source: RefSeq, a predicted model, not a curated record
UUGAUUUGUGAGAGCUAGCGUAGAGGUAAGGUUGGCCCGGCCGCAAACACCCACACACACCAGUACUGCAGAUAGAGAGAAAAUAUGGUCCGUGUGGGUAAGGGAGGUACUGAAGAAGAUGAAGAGGCCGCACUUGCUUUGUUCGAGACGAAAGAAGCACGAUUCAGAGGCACAUACAGGCUGUUCGCGUCCACAGUAGUUGUGGGUAUAUGUUUGAUAUGGGUUUACAGGUUGUCACAUCUCCCAAGAUCAGCUCAUGGUCAAGGGAGAUGGGCCUGGAUUGGUCUGUUCUUGGCGGACGUAUGUUUCAGUUUGUUCUGGAUCUUCACUCAGUCCGUUCGAUGCAACGUUGUUUACCGUUACCCUUUCAAAGACAGACUCUCACAUAGAUACGAAGAGAAGUUACCGGGAGUUGACAUUAUGGUGUGCACGGCAGACCCGAAGAUGGAGCCGCCAACAAUGGUGAUAAACACGGUGUUAUCGGCCAUGUCCUACAAUUAUCCACCGGAGAAGUUGAGCGUUUACCUUUCUGAUGAUGGUGGCUCGGAACUGACAUUCUAUGCACUCCUUGAGGCCUCUACCUUCUCUAAGCAUUGGAUACCCUUUUGCAAAAAGUUCAGGGUUGAACCAAGGUCCCCCGCAGCCUACUUUGCCAACCACUUGGCCUCCAACUUGCAACAUGACCUCUCCAUCAAUAUUGGUCCCGAAUGGUUGGCUAUCAAGAAACUAUAUGAAGAAAUGAAAAAUCGCAUCGACUCAACUGUUGAAACGGGCAUGAUUCCUAAAGAAAUAAGGGACCAACACAAAGGGUUUUCAGAGUGGAACUCCAACGCAACGAAGCAGGAUCACCAGUCAAUUGUACAGAUAAUGAUUGAUGGAAGAGACAAAAAUGCCGUGGAUAUUGAUGGAGGGCGACUGCCAAUGGUGGUAUACAUGGCACGAGAAAAGAGACCCCAGUGGCCCCAUAACUUCAAAGCCGGAGCUCUGAAUGCACUUUUAAGAGUGUCGGCAAAGAUUAGCAAUGCUCCCUUCAUCCUCAACCUGGACUGUGACAUGUAUGCAAAUGAUGCAGAUGCAGUACGAGAAGCGCUAUGUUUUUUCUUGGAUGAAAGGAAAGGCAACGAGAUCGCUUUCGUGCAACAUCCACAAAAUUAUGACAAUAUAACCAAGAAUGAUAUUUAUGCAGCUUCUUCUUAUGUAGUCAAUAAGUUUGAGCUUCCGGGUUUGGGUGGAUAUGAAGCGGCAUUGUAUUGUGGCACUGGAUGUUUCCAUCGAAGAGAGAGUCUGUGUGGAAAGGUGCACUCCAAGGAUUAUAGAGGAGAGUGGAACAGUACUGAAGGAGAAAAGAAGUCGGAUAAAACUGUAAAUGAAUUGGAAGAAGCAUCAAAAGUCCUUGCUAAUUGUAGCCAUGAAAAGGACACGCAAUGGGGGAAAAAGAUAGGGCUGAUAUAUGGGUGCCCAGUGGAAGACAUUGUAACUGGCUUGACCAUCCAAUGCAGGGGUUGGAAAUCACUCUAUUAUAAUCCAGAUAGGAAGGCCUUCUUGGGUGUUGCCCCAACAACCUUAGAUAUAGCUCUUAUUCAACACAAGAGGUGGUCCGAAGGCAUGUUUCAGGUAUUCUUCUCCAAGUAUUGCCCCUUCAUAUAUGGACGUGGGAAGAUAAAAUUGGGUGCCCAGAUGGGAUAUUGCAUCUAUCUUUUGUGGGCUCCAAUUUCCUUGCCAGUACUCUAUUAUGUGAUUGUUCCUCCUCUCUGCUUGCUGCGUGGCAUUCCCUUAUUCCCCCAGGUUAAAAGCCUAUGGUUCCUGCCUUUUGCAUACGUUUUUCUAGCUAGGAAUACAUGCAGCAUCGCUGAGGCCCUGUGUUCUGGGGAUACACUCGAAGCUUGGUGGAACUCUCAACGAAUUUGGGUGAUCCGAAGGACUACUGCGUACUUUUUCGCGUUCAUUGACACAAUUUCUGGGACGUUAGGACUGUCUCAAACAACAUUUGCACUCACAGACAAGGUGAUGAUAGAGGAUGUAUCAAAGAGGUACAAUCAAGAGAUCAUAGAGUUUGGAAGCUCAUCUAUCAUGUUCACCGUUAUGGCAACACUGGCAAUACUAAAUCUCUUCAGCUUAAUUGGGGGAAUUACAAAGGCUAUUAUGGAUUUAGAGUACUUGAUGGAGUUAGACCAGUUGAUCAUACAGAUAAUUCUUGUGGUGCUAUUUGUGAUACUCAAUAUUCCAGUGUAUCAAGCACUCUUCACCCGCCGUGAUAAGGGCUGUAUCCCAUCCUCUGUUUUAUUCAACUCGAUUCUUUUAGCUUCGCUGGCUUGUUUGGUGCCUAUCAUAUAGAUGCAACUUUCCUAUAGGCCAUAAUGUAAGUCAGUCACGGGGUAUCUGUUUACUGUUUUAUAAUUCUAGAAAAAUGUUGAAUCCUAUCA